AUGGAGACGCCAGCUCAGAGUGCCCCCGCGACGGACGCCUCGCCGCCUCAGUCCGCCGAUGCCGACGCGCACACGCUGCACGCCCCCGCGCCGGACAGCUCGCCCGCCGCCGCGCCCAGCGAGCCCUCCUGCAUCGGCGUGCUCCGCUCUGCGGCCGAGGCGUGCGAGGAUGCCGGUUCGGCGGUGCUGUCGGAGCCUUCGGCUGCAGCUGCGGCGCGCGAGCUCUGCGAGCGCGUGCUUGCCCUCCUGCCUGCCGACCAGAGGGGCACCUCUUCCUCCAACGGGAUCAACGUGGACGUGGAGCUCGACAAGUGGGUCAACGCUAAGCGUGCGAAAGACUUUGUGACGGCCGACGCAAUCCGUGAGAAGCUACGCGCCGCCGGGGUCGAUCCGGACCGCGCCCGUCCGCGCGACGUGCGUGGCACCCGUGCCACCGAGUCUCCCUCAACAAAGGUGGCGUCACUCGCCUUUCGCCACAUAGGGUACGGAGGCCCUCCGAUGGGGUACGGCGGCGGUUUCGCCCAGGGCCCGGCGGCGGGCGCCAAGCGGCCACGGCAAGAGUACGACGCCGCAACCGAGGCACAGCUGGACCGGUGGCUGGAGGCGAAGCGCGCGAAGGACUUUGCAACUUCGGACUCGAUCCGAGACCAGCUGCGCGCGCGCGGCAUCGAUCCGGACCGCGCGAGGCCGCGAUGA
Molecule: messenger RNA, 696 nt
Organism: Emiliania huxleyi CCMP1516
Lineage: Eukaryota; Haptophyta; Isochrysidales; Noelaerhabdaceae
Exons: 2
Coding region: 1-696 (231 amino acids)
Biological process (GO): tRNA aminoacylation for protein translation
Molecular function (GO): aminoacyl-tRNA ligase activity; ATP binding
Source: RefSeq, a predicted model, not a curated record